Molecule: messenger RNA, 1701 nt
Organism: Kickxella alabastrina
Lineage: Eukaryota; Fungi; Kickxellomycota; Kickxellomycetes; Kickxellales; Kickxellaceae
Product: Pre-mRNA splicing factor PRP21 like protein-domain-containing protein
Exons: 4
Coding region: 204-1619 (471 amino acids)
Biological process (GO): regulation of alternative mRNA splicing, via spliceosome; mRNA cis splicing, via spliceosome
Cellular component (GO): catalytic step 2 spliceosome; U2 snRNP; U2-type prespliceosome
Molecular function (GO): RNA binding
Source: RefSeq, a predicted model, not a curated record
CUUCUAUCCUCUCCCCUCUCCACAAUUACUCUUUUUCCCUUCUUUUUCGUCACACGUAAAUUCGCACUAUUUCUCUUUACCUUUUAUUUUAUUUCCCCCAAUUCACCCUUUCUUCAAUUUUUUAAAGUUAUAAAUACACAUUAGAGACCAUGGUUGCAGUUUACAACUACAGCUAUGUGGCCAAGCUUAUAAUUAUUGGCGACAUGGGUUGUGCAGACCCUGCAACGAGCAAUGCAGCCGAUGGCCCCCCGGCCCCCCCGGCGUCGCUGAUCUACCCACCGGCGGACAUCAUGACAAUCGUGGACAAAACAGCCGAGCACGUGGCCAAAUCAGGGCCUGCAUUCCAGCAGCUGAUUCGGGACAAGUACCGCGACAACAGCAAAUUCUCGUUUAUCUACGCCACCGACCCCUACCACGCAUACUACUCGCACAAGGUCGAGCACUACAAGGCCAACGCCAGCAGCAGCACAGCGCAGCAGCAGCAGCAGCAGCAGCAGGCGGACAAUCCAUCCGACCCCAUUCCUCUGCCCCUGCCAAUGGUUUCCGCCCAAGACCUCGACGUGAUCAAAACCACCGCGCAGUUUGUCGCUCGCAACGGACGCUCCUUCAUGCAGACGCUUGCGCACCGCGAGUCCGCCAACUACCAGUUUGACUUCCUCAAGCCUUCACACACGCUCUUUGCGUAUUUCCGGCGGCUCGUCGACCAGUACACGCUUGUGUUUUUCCCGCCGCCCUCGCUAACGGAGAGGCUGCAGAGCGAUGUGCAGGAUAAGGCCCGGGUGCUUAGGCGUGUGGAGCAGAGGAUGCGGUGGGCGGCGGAGAAGGAGGGGUUUUUGAGCGUCGACUGGCAUGAUUUCACCGUCGUAGGAACUGUGGAAUUUGUCGAGGAGGACGAGGAGAUGGAGCUGCCUGCGCCGUUGAGUAUGCGUGACUUGAUGACAAUGUCGCUGGAGGACAAGCACCGGUCGAUGCUGCAGGACGUUGACUCGGCCGCUGCCGGUGCUGCCGGUGCUGCCGGUGCUGCCGGUGCUGGUGAGCAGAUGGACGUUGAUGAGACAGACGCGGACGAGCACCUGCAGGCCGACCGCAUCCCACAACCGGCACCAGCCAUUGCGCCGAUGCGCAUCCGCAAAGACUACGUGCCAACGCUGCGCCGCGGCAUCCCUGCCGCCCCCGUCCUGCUCAAAUGCCAGCUCUGCCAGCUAGACAUCCCGGCGGCCGACUUUGAAGAACACAUCCGCGUAGAGCUGAUUGAUCCCAAGUGGAAGGAGCAGAAGCGCGUGUAUGAGCGCAAAAUCAAAGACAGCAAUUUGGUUCAGGAGGGCAUGGACAUUGCAAAAUACCUUAGCCAGCUGGCCGCACAUAGAGCAGAAGAGUCGGUAGAGACCCCUGCGAUGGCUGCAGGUGUUAAGGGGCCGGUGGCCCCGUGGGACGGGUACUCGUCGACAAAGGGCAGUGCUGCGAGAAGGGCGCGCGAGAACAUGACGAGGGAGGAGGCUGAUGCCGCUAGGCUCUUGCGCCAGGGCAUGCCUGAUCCGAGAGACCCGGCACUGAAGAUCGGCCCGCAGAUGCCUCCGCCCACGCCACACCCCCCAGCACCCAAGCGCCAGAAAAACUAGACGGAAGGAGAUGGGGUUGGUGUCAAAAAAUGCAAAACCACAAUUACACUGCUUAAAAUAUAAAUAAAUCAUGACACGAAAC